Molecule: messenger RNA, 2172 nt
Organism: Linderina pennispora
Lineage: Eukaryota; Fungi; Kickxellomycota; Kickxellomycetes; Kickxellales; Kickxellaceae
Product: DEAD-domain-containing protein
Exons: 4
Coding region: 1-2172 (723 amino acids)
Cellular component (GO): nucleolus
Molecular function (GO): ATP binding; nucleic acid binding
Source: RefSeq, a predicted model, not a curated record
AUGGCCGAGGCAGUACCGAUAUUUGGCAAGCCCUGGGACACCGUGCAGCCGGCGCUGAGCCAGCCAAUUCUGGAUGCCGUAUCGAGCUACGGGUUUGACUAUAUGACGCCGGUGCAGGAGGCCACGAUCCCAGUAUUCUUGCAGAACCACGACGUGGUGGUCGAGGCAGCGACAGGAUCGGGCAAGACCCUGGCGUUUGUGAUUCCGAUUCUCGAGCUGCUGCUGCGCAAGAAGCUGAAGCUCGGCCACAGCGAGAUCGGGGCAGUGAUCAUCUCGCCGACGCGCGAGCUAGCCAAGCAGAUCCACACAGUGCUUGGCGAAAUUCUGCUGGCCACAGGCAUCAAUUACAAGUCGCACCUGGUGGUGGGCGGGUCGUCGUCGGCCACAAACACGGCAGACGAGCUGGCCAUGCUGAAGGAGAUCGGGCCGGAUAUUCUGGUGGGCACACCCGGGCGCCUCGAGGACGUGAUCUGUGGACGCCUGAAGCACGGGAAAAAGACAAAUGUGUCGGUGAAGAAGCUUGAGCUUCUGGUCAUGGACGAGGCUGACCGCUUGCUCGACAUGGGCUUUGAGGCGUCGCUGACGGCUAUUUUUUCGGUUCUCCCACGCCAGCGCCGCACCGGCUUGUUCUCCGCGACCAUGAGCGAGGCGCUGAGCGAGCUGGUGCGCACCGGUCUACGCAAUCCGGUCCGCGUGCAGGUGAAGGUGCAGGAUAAGGAUGGCAACGGCGACGAGCGCCGUAUUCCCUCGACAUUAUCGAUCCAGUACCUUGUUUGCCCGCCCGACCGCAAAAUUGCCCAGAUCCUGCGACACAUUCAGAUGAACAGUGCACAAAAGUACAUUAUCUACUUCAGCACCUGUGCUGCCGUCGACUAUUUCCAGAAGCUGCUGCGGCGGCUGCUGUCGCCGACUGCGCAGAUCUAUUUUAAAGUCGACUUCCCGGUCUCGGUGUUUUCGCUUCACGGCCAGAUGAUCCAGAAGAAGCGCGAGGCAACAUACGACGGGUUCUCGCAGCUGCCCCCCGGCGAGACUGGCAUUCUGCUAUGCACAGACGUGGCCAGUCGCGGCCUGGAUAUCCCCGAUGUCGACUGCGUCAUCCAGUGGGACCCGCCAACCGAUCCCAAAUCGUUUGCGCACAGAUGCGGGCGCACAGCCAGAGCCGGUCGUAGUGGCCAGGCGCUGGUGUUUCUGAAUCCGGGCAGCGAAGAGGCGUAUGUGGAUUUCCUGGCUCUGCGCAAGGUUCCUAUGGUGCCUGCCAGGUACUUGUGGCAGGACGAUGAGGGAAACACGUCUGCGCUCAAAAUCCAGUUCCCGCAGGACUCACGCAGCGACGAGCUGCUCGAGUUUCUGCGCUCACUGUCGGCCACUGACCGCGAAAUCUAUGACCGCGGCAAAAUGGCAUUCGUUUCAUUUGUACAGUCGUAUCUGAAGCACGAGGCCAAGUUUAUCUUCCGGCUCAAGGAGCUCGCCAUCAUCGAGGUGGCCAAGGGGUAUGCGCUCCUGCACCUUCCCAGCAUGCCCGAGCUGCGUGGCCGGCCUACUGGCCGGUUUGUGAAGUACGAGGCCGACUAUGACGCGAUUCCGUUCAUGGACAGUGUGCGUGAGAAGCGCAGGCUUGAGAAGCUGGAAAUCGCAAAGGCCGAAAAGAAGCGCCAGGCGGAGAGCGGCGAAUCGCUGUCGAAGAGGAAGAAGCAGAAGAAAAGCAACGAGGCGUGGUCCGAUGCCAAGGAGCUCAAGGAGCGCGUCAAGGAGCGCAAGCUGAAGCGGAUCAAGAAACGCGAUGCCAAGCACGCCGACGAGGAGGCCCGGCUGAUGGCGGCCAUCAGCGACCCCAAACUGAAGGAGGCGCUGGAGAACGACCCGCUGCUGGCCAAACGCAUGCUCAGCCACCGCGACAAGUCGCUCAAGGAUAUGGUGGAAAUGUCGACCGAGCGCAUCAAGCAUACAAAGAAGGUCGAGCACAUGACGCUGGAGGAGGUCAUUGCCGAUGCCAAGGCGAAGCAGCGCAUGCAGUAUAAUAGCUCAUCGGACUCGAGCUCGGCCGAGGAGGACGACUGGGAGAUGGUUGCGCGCAAGGAGAAGGUCAGGCAGCGGCUGCUCAAGGAGGCGCAGAAGAAGAAAACAAAGUUUUCCUUUGAUCCCGGCUUCUCGGACGGCGAGGAAGAGAUGUAG